Messenger RNA from Rattus rattus (black rat), 2061 nucleotides. It is a transcript of the gene Pth1r, whose product is annotated as parathyroid hormone 1 receptor. The coding region runs from base 132 to 1907 and encodes 591 amino acids. The transcript has 14 exons. Lineage: Eukaryota; Metazoa; Chordata; Mammalia; Rodentia; Muridae. The record is from RefSeq and is a predicted model, not a curated record. Gene Ontology annotation, biological process: adenylate cyclase-activating G protein-coupled receptor signaling pathway; cell surface receptor signaling pathway; intracellular calcium ion homeostasis. Gene Ontology annotation, cellular component: plasma membrane. Gene Ontology annotation, molecular function: parathyroid hormone receptor activity; peptide hormone binding; G protein-coupled peptide receptor activity.
CCGCCCGGACGCCGGGGUCCCCUAGGCCGGGACGUGGGCGGGGCGGCCCGGCCUGACGCAGCUCUGCACCCUCCAACCAUCACCAGGGCCGGCGGCGGCUGCCCCGAGGGACGCGGCCGUAGGCGGUGGCGAUGGGGGCCGCCCGGAUCGCACCCAGCCUGGCGCUCCUACUCUGCUGCCCAGUGCUCAGCUCCGCAUAUGCGCUGGUGGACGCGGACGAUGUCUUUACCAAAGAGGAACAGAUUUUCCUGCUGCACCGUGCCCAGGCGCAAUGUGACAAGCUGCUCAAGGAAGUUCUGCACACAGCAGCCAACAUAAUGGAGUCAGACAAGGGGUGGACACCAGCAUCUACGUCAGGGAAGCCCAGGAAAGAGAAGGCAUCGGGAAAGUUCUACCCUGAGUCUAAAGAGAACAAGGACGUGCCCACCGGCAGCAGGCGCAGAGGGCGUCCCUGUCUGCCCGAGUGGGACAACAUCGUUUGCUGGCCAUUAGGGGCACCAGGUGAAGUGGUGGCAGUACCUUGUCCCGAUUACAUUUAUGACUUCAAUCACAAAGGCCAUGCCUACAGACGCUGUGACCGCAAUGGCAGCUGGGAGGUGGUUCCAGGGCACAACCGGACGUGGGCCAACUACAGCGAGUGCCUCAAGUUCAUGACCAAUGAGACUCGGGAACGGGAGGUAUUUGACCGCCUAGGCAUGAUCUACACCGUGGGAUACUCCAUGUCUCUCGCCUCCCUCACGGUGGCUGUGCUCAUCCUGGCCUAUUUUAGGCGGCUGCACUGCACGCGCAACUACAUCCACAUGCACAUGUUCCUGUCGUUUAUGCUGCGCGCCGCGAGCAUCUUCGUGAAGGACGCCGUGCUCUACUCUGGCUUUACGCUGGAUGAGGCCGAGCGCCUCACAGAGGAAGAGUUGCACAUCAUCGCGCAGGUGCCACCUCCGCCGGCCGCUGCCGCCGUAGGCUACGCUGGGUGCCGCGUGGCGGUGACCUUCUUCCUCUACUUCCUGGCUACCAACUACUACUGGAUUCUGGUGGAGGGGCUGUACUUGCACAGCCUCAUCUUCAUGGCCUUUUUCUCAGAGAAGAAGUACCUGUGGGGCUUCACCAUCUUUGGCUGGGGUCUACCGGCUGUCUUCGUGGCUGUGUGGGUCGGUGUCAGAGCAACCUUGGCCAACACUGGGUGCUGGGACCUGAGCUCCGGGCACAAGAAGUGGAUCAUCCAGGUGCCCAUCCUGGCAUCUGUUGUGCUCAACUUCAUCCUUUUUAUCAACAUCAUCCGGGUGCUUGCCACUAAGCUUCGGGAGACCAAUGCGGGCCGGUGUGACACCAGGCAGCAGUACCGGAAGCUGCUCAGGUCCACAUUGGUGCUCGUGCCGCUCUUUGGUGUCCACUACACCGUCUUCAUGGCCUUGCCGUACACCGAGGUCUCAGGGACAUUGUGGCAGAUCCAGAUGCAUUAUGAGAUGCUCUUCAACUCCUUCCAGGGAUUUUUUGUUGCCAUCAUAUACUGUUUCUGCAAUGGUGAGGUGCAGGCAGAGAUUAGGAAGUCGUGGAGCCGCUGGACACUGGCGUUGGACUUCAAGCGCAAAGCACGCAGUGGGAGUAGCAGCUACAGCUAUGGCCCAAUGGUGUCUCACACGAGUGUGACCAAUGUGGGCCCCCGUGCAGGACUCAGCCUCCCCCUCAGCCCCCGCCUGCCUCCUGCCACCACCAAUGGCCACUCCCAGCUGCCUGGCCAUGCCAAGCCGGGGGCUCCAGCCACUGAGACUGAAACCCUACCAGUCACUAUGGCGGUUCCCAAGGAGGAUGGAUUCCUUAACGGCUCCUGCUCAGGCCUGGAUGAGGAGGCCUCUGGGUCUGCGCGGCCGCCUCCAUUGUUGCAGGAAGAAUGGGAAACAGUCAUGUGACUGGGCACUAGGGGGCUGGACUGCUGGCCUGGGCACAUGGACAGAUGGACCAAGAAGCCAGUGUUUGGCUGGUUGUCUAUUCGGGACUGGACCAGGAAGAUAACAAAAGGAAAAAAAAAGAAAGAAAAAAAAAAAAAAAAAAAAGGAGAAGGGG